UUAUGAAUCUUCUAGAAGAAAAAACGCAUAAUCGUACUCUGGAUCCAGGAAGAGUUCCAUGGAAGCCUCGCUCCUCGCGAAACCCUAUUGUUCGAUCGUCACGCGAUCGGUGUGGUCCUCAAACCUCGAUUCGGAGUUCGAUUUGAUCCGCUCCGUCAUUGAUUCCUACCCUCUCAUCGCCAUGGACACCGAAUUCCCCGGCGUUGUUGUUCGCAUCCACGGCGGCGCCGCCGGAGGUUUCCGACACCAGAAUCCCGCGGAUCACUACGCCGUACUUAAGGCCAACGUGGACCGCCUGCACCUGAUCCAGGUCGGACUCACCCUCUCGGACCGCGACGGGAACCUACCGAACCUCGGAACCUCCGAACGCUUCAUCUGGGAAUUCAACUUCAGGGACUUCGACGUCGCGCGUGAUCCCCACGCGCACGACUCGAUCGAGCUGCUUCGCAGCCAGGGCAUCGAUUUCGACAGGAACCGGGAAAUCGGUAUCGAUUCGGGGCGUUUCGCGGAGCUCUUGAUGUCGUCGGGGAUCGUGUGCAACGACGACGUGAGAUGGGUCACGUUUCACAGCGCGUACGAUUUCGGUUACCUGGUGAAGGUGCUGACGCAGCGCGCGUUGCCGAAGGACCUGGUCGAUUUUCUGCGGCUCGUGGUGGUUUUUUUUGGGGAUAGGGUUUUUGACGUGAAGCACAUGAUGAAGUUCUGCUCGAACCUCUAUGGCGGUUUGGACCGGGUUUGCAAAACCCUGAAUGUGGACCGGGUUGUUGGGAAGUGCCACCAGGCCGGUUCGGAUAGCUUGCUGACACUGCACGCUUUUCAGAAGAUUAGGGAUGUUUACUUUGGCAACAAAGAUGAAGGGUUGGUUAAGUUCGCUGGUGUUUUGUAUGGUUUGGAAGUUUAGUUCUUUGGCUAUGGAAUCUAAUUUUAUAAGGAAUAAUUUAAUAUAAAAUUAUAAAAAUUACCUGUUGAUUUGUUUAUUUCUUUUUCUUUACUAAUUGCAUACCUUUGGGUUAUCAAUGAAAUUAGUUCUUUUUUUCUUUCUAU
Messenger RNA from Gastrolobium bilobum, 1044 nucleotides. RefSeq names its product probable CCR4-associated factor 1 homolog 11. Gene Ontology annotation, molecular function: poly(A)-specific ribonuclease activity; nucleic acid binding. Bases 59 to 901 code for a protein of 280 amino acids. Gene Ontology annotation, cellular component: CCR4-NOT core complex; CCR4-NOT complex; P-body. Lineage: Eukaryota; Viridiplantae; Streptophyta; Magnoliopsida; Fabales; Fabaceae. The transcript has a single exon. The record is from RefSeq and is a predicted model, not a curated record.